This is a messenger RNA of Stegastes partitus (bicolor damselfish), 2097 nucleotides long. It is a transcript of the gene serpini1, whose product is annotated as serpin peptidase inhibitor, clade I (neuroserpin), member 1. The coding region runs from base 16 to 1266 and encodes 416 amino acids. The record is from RefSeq and is a predicted model, not a curated record. Gene Ontology annotation, molecular function: serine-type endopeptidase inhibitor activity. The transcript is spliced from 8 exons. Lineage: Eukaryota; Metazoa; Chordata; Actinopteri; Pomacentridae. Gene Ontology annotation, biological process: negative regulation of endopeptidase activity.
GUGGUCUGUGCUGCGAUGUUGAUCCUGGACGUUUUGUCCCCGCUCCUCCUCCUCUCCAUCCUGUUGCCGGGCUACGGUUGCCGGGCGGCGGACAUUCCAGAGGACACUACAUCAGAGUUCUCGGUCAGACUGUACCACCGGCUGCAGGCAGCAGGGGGUCAGGACAACAUCAUUUUCUCCCCGCUGAGCGUGGCUGUGGCCCUGGGCAUGGUGGAGCUGGGAGCCAGGGGGGCUUCGCUGGAGGAGAUACGACAGGCUGUAGGAUUCAGCCAUCUGCUGCCCGGCGUGGAGUUCUCUCUGCUCCAGAACCUGACAGCGGCUCUGUCGGAUGAUGAUACGCACUACGUGAUCCGAUUUGCCAACAGCCUCUUCCUGCAGGAGGGCGUCACCUUUAACCCCGAGUUUUUGCAUCUGAUGAGGAAGUACUUCCGGGCUGAUGUGGAAACGGUGGACUUCAGCGAGUCAUCAGCUGUGGCCGAUCAGAUCAACAACUGGGUAGAGAAUCAUACCGAGAGUAAGAUCCGUGCGCUGCUAUCAGCCGAGGACUUCAGCAGCGUGACCCGCCUGACCCUAGUGAACGCCGUCUACUUCAGAGGCUCCUGGAAAAACCAGUUCAGACCAGAGAACACCAGGACCUUUUCCUUCAGCAAAGACGAUGGCUCUGAGGUCCAGACGCUCAUGAUGUACCAACAGGGAGACUUUUACUACGGCGAGUUCAGUGAUGGCUCACAGGAAGCUGGUGGUGUGUACCAGGUGUUGGAGAUGCCCUACGAGGGAGAGGACAUGUCCAUGAUGAUCGUUCUGCCUCGGCAGGAGGUACCGCUGGCUUCUCUGGAGCCCAUCAUCAAAGCACCUCUGCUGGAGGAGUGGGCUAACAAUGUCAAACGGCAGAAGGUGGAAGUCUACCUGCCGAGGUUUAAGGUGGAGCAGAAGAUUGAUCUGAGAAACACUUUGCAGGAGCUGGGGAUAAAGAACAUCUUCACCAACGACGCUGAUCUCUCUGCCAUGACAGAUGGUAAGGAUCUGUACAUUGGAAAAGCAGUGCAGAAGGCCUACCUGGAGGUGACAGAGGAGGGAGCAGAGGGAGCUGUCGGUUCAGGAAUGAUUGCCCUGACCAGGACUCUGGUGCUGUACCCACAGGUCAUGGCAGAUCACCCGUUCUUCUUUGUCAUCAGGAACAGAAGGACAGGGUCCAUUCUCUUCAUGGGCAGGGUCAUGACCCCGGAAGUCAUCGAACCCAACGACCACGACUUUGACUCCAUGUAACCAGGGUGUGAGGUCACUCACUCUCAGCCAAUCAGAUCCUGACGUCAUAAAUGCUACCUAUCCUCUUUCACCAUCUUCAGCUGUGUUUUAUACUCUAUAUACAAACUGAAUAUUAUAUGAAAUAUUAUAUAUUGAAACAUGACAUACGACAUAAAAUGUGACUGUGUUUUGAUACUGGAAGCUUUAAAUUCUUGGAUACAGAUGUGCAGAAAGUGAAAGUUGUAAAUAUUCUCUAGUAAAAGUAUGGUUUGUAUAUGAAUAAGAAGAAUACAUGGUAUGUGAUCCAUGCACAACCCCUUUAAGUUCAGCAGCUUCGUACUCACUUGCACCCACACACACGAUGCACAAAAACCUCUUUGGAUGUAGUUACUCUUUCUCCAGAUACAGUAUGUGCACACUGUAAGUUCCACACAUUAAUUACAUCCCUGUACAUUUGACAUUGUGUUCUAUAUAUACAUAUACAGUAUAUGCUCAGUAUUUAUUGCAGAAUAAACAUGUGCAAACAUUUUGUCCUUAUACACUUAAUCUUAGUAAUAUAUCUGUUCCAGACAGUAUUGAGACAUUUUUACACUGUAGGCACAUGGCUAAACUGCUGAUGAACUAAUAUGCCUUAUCACAUCUGAGUGGUUGAUUAAGCCUGAGCUGGGCAUCUUACAGGUGAGCAAAGGGGACUGUGUAACUAAGAUGGGUUGCUAUAGAGAUGGACUGGAGCAUGCAGGCGCACUGAAGAAGAUCUGCUGCACUGUUUUGGAUGUACAUACAGGGAGAAACAAAAACACCAGCUGUAUUGAGUCUUUUAUUCAAUAAAAACAUGAAUGUGUUCCCAUUAAA